Molecule: messenger RNA, 666 nt
Organism: Moesziomyces antarcticus
Lineage: Eukaryota; Fungi; Basidiomycota; Ustilaginomycetes; Ustilaginales; Ustilaginaceae
Product: ER to Golgi transport-related protein
Exons: 2
Coding region: 1-666 (221 amino acids)
Biological process (GO): retrograde vesicle-mediated transport, Golgi to endoplasmic reticulum; protein retention in ER lumen
Cellular component (GO): Golgi membrane
Source: RefSeq, a predicted model, not a curated record
AUGAUGCGAGCGGACAAUCCAGACGAUGCGCUGGGCACAUCGGCGCCUCCGCAGAUCGAGCAGUUCCUCGCACACACCAACCGCCUGCAGCAACGAUACCAGGCGUUCCUCGACACCACCACCCCCUACCCGCUCCAUCGAUGGGGCGCCACCGCUGGCCUGCUCGUGCUCUUCAUGCUUCGCAUCGUCCUGUCGCAGGGGUGGUACAUCGUGUGCUAUGCGCUCUUCAUCUAUCUGCUCAACCUCUUCCUCGCGUUUCUCACGCCCAAGUUCGACCCGUCGUACGAACAGGAUCUGGCAGAACAGGACGUCGAGGAGGGCGAACCGGGCCUUCCCACGUCCAACUCCAAGGGCGCCGCUUCGGGAGGCCUGAUGAGCGGCGUGUUUGGAAGCAGCCUCAACGGUCAGUCGGCAGACGACGAGUUCAGACCCUUUAUCCGUCGCCUGCCAGAAUUCAAGUUCUGGCUCUCGGCUACCCAGGCAGUCGUGCUGUCGCUCUUGGCAACCACCUCGUCCGCCUUUGACAUCCCCGUCUUCUGGCCCAUCCUCCUCAUGUACUUCUGCAUCCUCUUCACCAUCACCAUGCGCAGGCAGAUCCAACACAUGAUCCGCCACAAAUACGUCCCCUUUGAUCUCGGGCGCAAGACCGUCUAUGGCCGCAAAUAG